GUUUUGAACAAAAUGACAUACGACGAUUGGUAUCUUCAUAAUAGUGUGAUUUGGUGAGCAGCAAAGCAAGUAUAGCAGUUAAACCGUGAAAAAAAGUUUAUUAAAUUUCACAUUAAAGGGUAAUAAUUUGUAUGAUUAACGAUAAAUAUUUAGAAACAAAUUUAUCGGUUAUUAAAAGUAACUUACAUAACGUGUGGUUACUUGAAUAAAAAUAAUGAUGGUUUUGUCUGCUAUCAAUGGCAUUGGGAGGAGGGCGGCUAUGUGUGCUGUCUUAAAGCAAAUAAGUAAGAGUACUGCUGCUGCCAAUGCAUGUUACCAAUACCGAAAUGCUGCAACAUGGUAUCCUGAUCCUGAAUUUUUCAAGCAGUUCAGUGGCCCCGUAAUGUACCCGAACGAAGCCACUGCCGCGCUGAAGCUACCUCCCUGGAACAGUCAAAUGUCGCCAGUGGAGAAAACUGUUCGUAACUUAACACUAAAUUUUGGACCCCAACAUCCAGCCGCUCAUGGUGUGUUACGUUUGGUAUUAGAACUCGAUGGUGAAUCCGUUGUACGAGCUGAUCCACAUAUCGGUUUAUUGCACCGAGGAACUGAAAAAUUAAUCGAAUACAAAACUUACACUCAGGCCUUGCCGUACUUUGAUAGAUUGGACUAUGUGUCAAUGAUGUGCAAUGAGCAAUGUUACUCACUAGCAGUAGAAAAACUUCUAAACAUCGAAGUUCCUUUGCGGGCAAAAUACAUUAGGACUCUGUUUGCUGAGAUUACACGUAUUCUUAAUCAUAUUAUGGCUGUGGGUACUCAUGCUCUUGACAUUGGAGCAUUAACUCCUUUCUUUUGGCUAUUCGAAGAACGUGAGAAGAUGAUGGAAUUUUACGAACGCGUUUCAGGCGCUCGUAUGCAUGCAGCUUAUAUUCGCCCAGGAGGUGUGUCCCUUGAUAUGCCAAUUGGACUUAUGGAUGAUAUAUACGAGUUCGCCUCCAAGUUUGGAGAACGUUUAGAUGAAGUUGAAGAUGUACUAACUACUAACCGUAUCUGGGUGCAGCGUACUGAAGACAUUGGUGUUGUAAGUGCUGAAGAUGCUUUGAACUACGGGUUCAGUGGCGUUAUGCUUCGUGGAUCUGGUAUUAAAUGGGAUUUGCGUAAACAACAACCUUACGAUGCCUAUGAUCUUGUUGAAUUUGAUGUACCCAUUGGCAGCAAAGGCGAUUGUUAUGAUCGAUACCUGUGCCGAGUUGAAGAAAUGCGACAAUCUUUACGUAUCAUCAAUCAGUGUUUGAACCAAAUGCCAGCUGGUGAAAUCAAGACGGAUGACGCUAAAGUCACACCUCCCUCCCGAGCUGAGAUGAAAACUUCAAUGGAAGCCCUUAUUCAUCAUUUUAAGUUGUUCACUCAGGGAUAUCAAGUGCCACCUGGAGCCACAUAUACCGCCAUAGAAGCGCCAAAAGGUGAAUUUGGAGUAUAUUUGGUUGCUGAUGGGUCAAGUCGUCCUUAUCGUUGCAAGAUAAAAGCUCCCGGAUUCGCUCAUUUAGCUGCUUUGGAUAAGAUUGGUAAAAGGCACAUGUUGGCCGAUAUUGUGGCUAUAAUCGGAACUCUUGACGUUGUAUUUGGAGAGAUUGAUCGGUAAAUUACUGUGAAAACAAUUGAUUGUUAUUAAUAAAUCAAGUUAUUGAUUAUUUACUUAAAUAACCAUAAGCCUUUGAUUACCGAGUUUAUUCUUGGGUAUUAUAAAUCAUAGAUGGGAAAUAA
This is a messenger RNA of Eupeodes corollae, 1743 nucleotides long. Its product is annotated as NADH-ubiquinone oxidoreductase 49 kDa subunit-like. The coding region runs from base 215 to 1621 and encodes 468 amino acids. Gene Ontology annotation, molecular function: quinone binding; NADH dehydrogenase (ubiquinone) activity; NAD binding. The record is from RefSeq and is a predicted model, not a curated record. NCBI's taxonomy places the organism in Eukaryota, Metazoa, Arthropoda, Insecta, Diptera, Syrphidae. Gene Ontology annotation, biological process: mitochondrial electron transport, NADH to ubiquinone. The transcript has 2 exons.